CCUUGUAAUAUACGUCUUAUCACAUCUACCAGAAGCCAGGGUUUAAGAAUUACGAUGAGUAAAGCCACCCCAUUCAAUGCUGGGUACAACCAGGGACUGACAACUUAUCAGUCAGGACUGACAGGCUACCAACAACGUUCAGGCGCUAAAGUGUAUGGUUCUACACCAGCUGUCACAACAACAUAUUCACCAACAAACUGGCUCUGCCCCGCCAUAUUUUCCUGUUUGUUUUGCUUUUGGCCUUUAGGAUUAGCUGCGAUUUACUAUGCUUGGGAGGCAAACCAGAGAGAAGAGAGGAAUGAUUUGUUUGGUGCCGAACAGUCUGCCUCUUGUGCCAGAACUUUGACAUACGCGUCAAUUUUCGUUGGUGUUAUCAUGCUUGGGGUCUCCCUGGCUUUGUUUUUCACACUCCACCAGAAAACCAAUCACCACCUUUAAUAAAGUAAAUUUCAAUGUGUA
Molecule: messenger RNA, 459 nt
Organism: Saccostrea echinata
Lineage: Eukaryota; Metazoa; Mollusca; Bivalvia; Ostreida; Ostreidae
Product: synapse differentiation-inducing gene protein 1-like
Exons: 4
Coding region: 55-438 (127 amino acids)
Cellular component (GO): membrane
Source: RefSeq, a predicted model, not a curated record